AAACAUGGGCAAGAGAGACCUGCUAGCUUUCCUGAAAAUAUUGGGAACGAAACCAGUGACGAAACCCAUGCUGUUUCAAUGAUUAGCUAGCUGAAAUAAAGAAACUAGUACAUACAUACAAACUAUUACCCAAGAGAUUUAUCAAGAAUGUCUGGAUGCAGUCUUAAUAAACCAUAUACCGGCAACUGAUUUAAAGAGACAAUAUGUUUGAUCAUUCAAACAACCAACGAGUGUCUUCUAUACAGUUCAAUUGACGUAGCUAGCUCUCAAGAUAACGCCAGCCAGCUAAGAAGAAAAAACACAAAAUGCCGAACGCCACGACACGACCCAAGCGGUCAAGACGCAGUCGGCGGGCCCCAAGAGAAGACACCGCGAGGAAUGAACUGGUGUCGCGAUCCCUGGAGAGUGCUCAGCAGUGCCUUUAUAGUCAGGACUACGGCACAGCAUUCGUCCACUACCUCUUGGUCCUCAAUCUUGAGCCUCUGCUGAAAGACUUCGCAAAGGAUUCUUUUAGGUUCACUCUUUUCAAGUGGGCAGAGGAACUGGACUCACUGGGGCGCAUUCAGGAUCUUUUUGACAGCUAUGAACAAGCUUUGGAGUUGUUCCCCGUGGAUGAGGUCAUCCUGAAUAGUAUGGGGGAGCACCUCUUCAGAAUGGGCUUUAGAGACGAGGCCGCUGGCCAUUUCCACAAAGCGCUGAAGUUGAGACCUGACUACCCCGAGGCUAAAGAGAAUUUCUACCGUGUCGCCAACUGGCUUGUAGAGCGAUGGCACUUCCUAAUGCUCAAUGACCGUGGGCGAAAUCACAAGUACCAGCUGGCCAUCCAGAAGGCAGUGCGUGGGGGCUGUAGUACUGUGCUUGACAUCGGCACUGGCACUGGCAUACUAGGGAUGUGUGCUAAGAAGGCUGGAGCAGCCGAGGUGUACGCCUGUGAGCUGUCUAAGACCAUGUACGAGCUGGCUGGGGAGGUGGUGGCUGCCAAUGAUAUGGCAGGCAGCAUCAAAAUCCUCCACAUGAAGUCUCUGGAGAUGGAGAUUCCCAAAGACAUUCCCAAGAGGGUGUCGUUGGUUGUCACGGAGACUGUAGAUGCAGGGCUGUUUGGUGAAGGCAUCAUUGAGACUUUAAUUCAUGCCUGGAACCACCUCCUCUUGCCACCUCAGAAUGCACAGGAGACACCUGCGAGCCCCUCUGAGACGGGCCGUGUCAUCCCUGCUGGAGCCACAGUCUUUGGAAUGGCUGUGGAAUGCCAGGAGAUCCGGAGACACCACAGGCUCUGUGUGCCUGCUGUGGGUGGCCUGGGUGUGAGUGCAGUAGGGGAGAUCCACAGCCCCGUGAGCUGUUCGGCAGAUGCAGAUGACUCCACGGAGCCCUACACGACUGAGAGGCUGAGCCGCCUGCCUGGAGGGUACAAGCCCCUCACCAGCUCCUUCCGAGCUCUGGACAUCGAUUUCAACGACCCUCAGGAGCUGGAGAGUCUGUGCUCCAGAGACGUGAGCCGGCUGAAUCUGACAGUGACCCAGGAGGGCAUACUGGACGCCCUGGCUGUGUGGUUCCAGUUGCAUCUGGAUGAGGACAACAGUCUGUCCACGGCCCCACAGGAGAAGACGUGCUGGGAGCAGGCCAUCUACCCCAUCCAGGGCCCACUGGACUGUUCAGUAAAGCCCGGUGACAGGCUGCUGGUGGAGGUCUCCUGCAAGGACGCUUAUCUGAGGCUGUGCUGUGUGGCUGUGGUGAGGGACGGGUGCGUCCUCCGCCUGGACACCUGGGAAGGAGGAGACGUGUGGGGCUCUGACUCCGCUUCCAACCCUGAGGUGGAGCUGUGCAGCGCUCUGGCAGGCCUGCAGACGGAUCGCGAGGAACCUCCCGAGGCCUUCAUGCUGGAGUGCUCAGAACUGGCCUUGCUUAACAACACACAUUACCACCAGAACUUCCAGGCAGCUAUGGGCAAACUACUGACUCAACUCAAAGAGGCACGCAGUGGGCUGCAGGACCCUGCCCAGAGCUCAGAACCAUUGUAUGUGCUGGACGUGAGCGAGGGCUUCUCCCUCAUAUCUCUCAUGGCCGCUAGGCUCGGUGUAAAUCUAGCCGAAGGGUCUGAAUCGGGCUCGGCUCUGGUUCGGGCCUACAGCUCGGUGGAAAAACUGCCGCACCAGACUAUCCUGCAUCUCUUGGCCCAGGGGAACGGAGUGCCUGUGAAGGCGCUUGAGUUUUGGCUCAAUCAUGUAGAGGACGAUUCCGCUGUUCUUCAGAGGCCGGCCACAGAGAAACUGUGGAGUGCCAUCGUGCUGGACUGUGUGGAGACGUGUGGGCUGAUUAGACAGAAGCUAAUGGAGAAAGCCACGCUGGCCAGGUGUCUGUUGGAGAAUGGUGGGCGUAUUUUCCCAGAACGCAUUGUGAUCUAUGGGAUGCUGGUGGAGUCUGAUAUGCUGCUCCAGGAGAGUGCAGUCCAGGGCCGAGAGCCAACAUUGGGCUUUAAUAUUGCUCCCUUCAUCAACCAGUUCACGGUGCCUAUCCAUGUCUUUCUGGAUCUUUCUACUCUGGAGUGCACACACCUCAGCGAGCCAAAAGAACUCUUCAUUCUAGAUCUCAUGAAUACACACAACAAUUACCCUGCCAGAGAAGUGAUGGUGCAGGUGUCUGCCUCGGGCAGAGUGACAGCCAUCCCCUUCUGGUACCAGAUUCACCUGGAUGGAGAGUUGAGCGUCAGCACCUUCAGUCAGGAGUCCCACUGGAAGCAGGCAGCCGUGGUGCUGCAGGACCCUCUGUGUGUGACCGUGGGGGAGUGGGUCAGGCUCUCUGUUCAGAUCCACAAGAGCAGCCUCUCCAUCUCUGCCGCCAAGGAGGACGGACCUGUCGCCAUGGAUGCAAGCAAGGGUGAGGACGUUGUUGCGAUGGACACGGCAAAAGAAGAGGGUGCUGCCAUGGAUACUGUUAAGGCGGAGGGUUCUACUGUGACGUAUACACCUUCAGCAGGGGGAACUGCUGCCACAGAGUCCUGUAGGCUGGAAGGGUUUUUCAUGGACUCCAUGUCCCCUAAGACUUGACCCCAGUCUAGAGGCUAAAGACGCAUGAGGUCCAGGAUAUUUGACAGGAUCAAGGAGCUAUUUAGGACUACUGUUGUGGGAGCUGUGGGACAAUCUUAUUGAGGCUCUGCAAUGAUGUGCAAAAAAUAACAUUAGUGUCUGUUCUUUGUAUUGCUUAAUGAGCAGUUAAUGGAUUUGCCUGUGCAGUUCAAAAGUGUAGGAAACCCUGAAAGCCGUUUAGAAAGCGGUCUCUCUCAAGGCACAAUGCUUUACGGAAGCAGUGCUGCGAAAUUAUAAAAGCAAGGAGGAAUUUUUAACAAUUUUUAAAGAAAAUAAAAUUAUGAACAAUUUGUAUAUUAGGUCUCUGGUGUUUAAAGGUUACAGUAGCCAGGAAUAUGAUUUGAGCCAAACAGGCUACAAACAGUGAUGCUCAGAAACAAAACAGAGGUCAAUUACAGAUCCAUUUCUCUGUAAUAUUUAAUGUUUGACAAUUGUUAGGUAAGGCAAUGCAACAUAGCUGCACAUAUGAUUACAGUAAACACAUCACAUUUGAUAUGAGCAGUACUGCAAAUAUUAUGAUGAGCUACCAAAACAAAACAAAAACUGAGAAGAUAGUACUUUGAUCAUAAAAUGAUCAAUAAGCUAUAUGGUCAUCCUUUCCUACUGAGCUACAAGUCAAUGCAAAGAUUCCAGAUGUUAAAAAUUGUACAUCUCUGUUUAUUACAACACGUAUGAGCAACAAACCAAUAGAAAUGUAACUACAAGUGAAUACACUAAAUCUUUGGUUAAAAAAAACCAUCAGAUGAGGUGGUCCAGAACAUGUCCAUUAAUGCAGGGAACUGAACUGCAAGAGAAAUUGGUUUUAAGAAUUUGGUUUUCCAUAAUUUGAAAAAGAGCCAGUGUAAUUGAAGAAAACUUGGCUUACGGUUUUCAAUUUAAAUGUUGGGGGGGACUAUUGCUGUUUGUACAUAUGCUCAUGUGUUUAAAGAAGAAAAAAAAAAAGAACUUGGCAUUAUGCAUGGUUUCAUGAUAGCACCACAUAAAAGGUGCAGGAAACAAAUGAACAUUUCUGUGGUGGUUGGUAGAAUACAGUGAGAAGUUUCUUGUGUUGUUCCUGUAAUUCCUGAUGUCUUGUCAUGUUGCAUGCAAACUGUUGUGUACAUCUGCCAUGUAUGAGUCUGCAUGAAACAGAAAUAUGGCUGGCCUCCAUUUGCCUAAUGUAACUCCACUACAUGUACAUCUCCCAAAUAUAUACAUUUUAUUACCAUGGAAA
Messenger RNA from Clupea harengus (Atlantic herring), 4296 nucleotides. It is a transcript of the gene prmt9, whose product is annotated as protein arginine methyltransferase 9. NCBI's taxonomy places the organism in Eukaryota, Metazoa, Chordata, Actinopteri, Clupeiformes, Clupeidae. The record is from RefSeq and is a predicted model, not a curated record. Gene Ontology annotation, molecular function: histone methyltransferase activity; protein-arginine N-methyltransferase activity; protein binding. Gene Ontology annotation, biological process: peptidyl-arginine methylation, to asymmetrical-dimethyl arginine; chromatin remodeling. Gene Ontology annotation, cellular component: nucleus.